Priceomyces carsonii is the source of this 1104-nucleotide messenger RNA. RefSeq lists its product as uncharacterized. The record is from RefSeq and is a predicted model, not a curated record. Lineage: Eukaryota; Fungi; Ascomycota; Pichiomycetes; Serinales; Debaryomycetaceae. The coding region runs from base 1 to 1104 and encodes 367 amino acids. The transcript has a single exon.
AUGUUUACUGUCACAGAGCAUCUUAUUAAAACUAUUAGAGACUCAAGAGCACAUUUCAUUAUUAUUCAAUUGGUGCCAGAGACAGCGAAUAAAACCCAAACUCUAAUCUGUCAAACCGAAGAGAAGACACUUGAAAUUGGAUUGACUAAAAAGACAUAUUUAAGCAUAUUCAAGGAAGCGCAUACCCAUUGGCAUGAGUUGAACACUUUGGAUAUUAAAGAUUAUUUGGAAAGGGCCAGCGAGAAGGAGGUAUGGGAACUUUAUUUAAUGACUCUAGGAUAUCUUAUCAGUACUAAUGAAAACCAUACUAUUUUUAAUAUACACGAGCUUGUGGUAAUGAAACUUUAUUAUAGAAAGGGAAGAUCAUUCUUAUUAGAUGAAUUUAACAUCAUGACUUCAUUCGCUUCAAGCAGACUAAAAAAGAUAAACAAAAGCUCGUCAUUAUGGUUUUGGAUUAAAAAGUUAACAUUACUUUUGGUUUUUAGCCAAUCGGGAACUGAUGAAGAGUCUGUGACUCUCUAUAGAAAACUAAUUGACAGGACAUUAAAGAGCGCUAGCUUGCAUUUUGCUAACUACUACGCUUUCAAUUUCUUUAGAUGGCUUCACCAAUUAAAUUGCGUAUUGGGGUAUAAGUCAAUAAAUCAGUAUAUGCUAGAAGAGCUUUUAUUGAAGUGUCAUCAAAGCCUUAAAGAUGUAUCUGUUUGGGAUACUCUUCUGGUGGUAUUACUUGGUGAGCCAAAAGAUUUCCGCUUCGCAGUUGAAGAAUAUAAUUAUAUUGCACAUGCCUAUUCGCUUAAUGAGAUUCAGUACGAAGAAGUAAAGAUGAAGAACAACGAGGAAUUGAUACUUAGAGAACUUUCCUGGCUUUUGAAUGUCAAAUGUCCAUAUGAAACUCCAUAUAUUUCUUUGAUCAAUGCCACAAGAUGUCUGCCGAACUUCGCAAUACAGCUUCUUGGUCAGAUAAAAAGAAAUUAUGAUGCAGAGCACAGGACGUUAGAAUUGCUCAAAGACUCCAAUGCUUCAAUCUAUGCUCAUCAUUCUACUUAUGUGAACUUACUAGCUCUAUUACUUCAGAAAAAUCGUAUACUGGUAAUCUCUGAAUAG